AGAAGAGGAGGAGAGAGAGAGAGGGAGACCUUGAAAAGGGGGGGUUGUGUGCACUCUCUUCCCCAACCUAUUGAGAGGUGUGUAGGUUGAGCGUCUUUUCAGCGAGAAAGAAAGAAAGAAAGAAAGAAAAAGAGAAAGAAAAAAAGAAAGAAAAUUGCUGAAAAGUGUUGCACAUCUUUUGAGGAUUGUUCAGUUGAGCGGUCACCGAUUCAGCCUUCCUAGAGAACGUGUUGGACGUGGAAUCAAACUACCGAUGCCACUGAUGCCUGAUGUCACUGGGUUUCCUGAAGGGAUUUAAACAGUCCUGAAGAAAAGAGAAGAAAAGAAAAGUCCUACUUCUCCAGGGACGGCUACAAGUAUGAGGUGACUCCUCCACGUGUAUUUGUUGAAGAUUGUCAAGGUAGACUGAGAUUUACUUGAAUAUUGAUUCAAAUCUUCAGAAUAAUCCUUGGAUAAGAUGACAUUUGGAGAAUAGAACAGGAAUCUCCACUGUAGCUCUUCAGAAUAGAAUUAACGAAUUCAAGUUAUUCUACUGAUUUAAGAUUAUAGAUUAUUUUACCAUUUGACGCCACUUUUGGACAUAUGUGACAUAUCGGUGGUUAUGAGCCCACCGUUGACAUGCACUGCUGAAUAUUUUUAGCAAUUUCCCAAAGGAUUCAAUCACCGAUUUCAUCAAUAUAAAAUUCGACUGAAUCACCAGUCAUCAUAAUCCAGAGGGAGAGGAAGAACUUGCGACCUUCAUUCAUCAGCAAAUAGCUUGAAGACUUUUUAAAGAGAUGGCACAUAAAGAAGGAGCCACAGAGCAGGGCCGUGUGAAGGCAGUGGACAGUCUCGGGGCCAAAGCCAUUGCCGGGGCCCCAACAGCUGGGGGAGGAGUCGUGGUGGAAGUCAGGGAGAAAAAGGGAACCCUGCGGGCUGCGAUACCCACAAUGCCUUUCCCUCUGGCAGUCAUCUGUCUGUUCCUCAACACCUUCAUACCUGGACUAGGUACCUUCCUCUCGGCCUUCACGGUGCUGUGUGGAGCUCGCAGCGAGCUGGUCUCAGAGCGAGGCGUGUGCUGCGUGUUCUGGCUCAACGUGGCGGCGGCCCUCAUCCAGAUCCUGACGGCUGUCAUCAUGGUCGGGUGGAUCAUGAGCAUCUUCUGGGGAAUGGACAUGGUCAUCCUGGCAAGUCAGUAGCUGUCGAUCUGUGUAGAUCUGGUCAGGCCGACAGUCUUCUCUACUUGUUGCUGUCUCCAUUCCAACUUCAUCAAACAUUUUAUAGCAUGACAUUUAAAUUGUAAAAAACUUUUUAAUA
Molecule: messenger RNA, 1296 nt
Organism: Pleuronectes platessa (European plaice)
Lineage: Eukaryota; Metazoa; Chordata; Actinopteri; Pleuronectiformes; Pleuronectidae
Gene: stum
Product: stum, mechanosensory transduction mediator homolog
Exons: 2
Coding region: 777-1178 (133 amino acids)
Source: RefSeq, a predicted model, not a curated record